UUUAUUUCUAGUUUCUUAACCUACAAUCACUUGACAACUGGAACCAUGUCCCUCUGGUCUUACUGACCUUUAGCAUGACUUUUUAGCCUGGCAUUCUCAGGAGACUGCAGAGAGAGAGAACCAGUUCCUUUUUGCAAUCAUCCCUCCUCUCAGGUGGAUUGUUAAACAUUGACAUGCGUUUUAAUGUGCUCUCCAUCUUGGCAGUCUGGAGUUGGGUUGAAGCAUGUUUCGUGACCCAUUUGCCAUUUUCUCAGGAAGCCUGCAGAACUGGUUUCCCUGAACUCAGAGACCAUCUCAUUUGGUCAUUUCCUGCCCCCAGGCAUGUUUUAGAUCUUGUAACAAUGAGCAGUGCCUAUAGGAACUGCCCCUCACUGUCUGGUGUUUGCUGUCUCCUGAUUUCCCGUGCAGGUGAUGCUCAGGUGCUGCUGCCUCUCAUCAAGUUGAAGAUAAGGUCAGAAGGAGAAAAGGACUGUGAGUAGGAAUGCCACUGUAGGAACAAGUGACCUGUCUGGGAAGGAAUGCAGCAUCUGUCUGAGAGCGUCUUUUCUGCAUCUUCCCUUGGACCACUACUUCCUUAUGGGAAAAAGGUGCUUUGGAUUUUGCUAUCAGCCACCCAAAACUUUUGCUGAGCCAAAACAAGACUCUUGCUGCAGAACUGAACAGAUAUUAUUUCAUUUUGUUUUUGCACCUUUUAAUCAUCUUGUCUGCCAUAUUAGUUGCUAAACUUUGAGAAUUUUAAGCCAGAUUUGUUACUCUUACUUUUGUGUACACUUUUCAAAAUGAUUGACUUAAGCUUCCUGACGGAGGAAGAACAAGAGGCUAUCAUGAAGGUUCUGCAGCGGGACGCUGCCCUGAAGAGGGCUGAAGAGGAGAGAGUCAGACAUUUGCCUGAAAAAGUUAAGGAUGAUCAGCAGCUGAAGAAUAUGAGUGGCCAGUGGUUUUAUGAAGCCAAGGCAAAGAGGCACAGAGACAAAAUCCAUGGUGCAGAUAUCGUCAGAGCAUCCAUGAGAAAGAAGAGACUCCAGGUAGCAGCUGAGCAGAGUAAGGACAAAGCAAAAGGGGCAAAGGAAAGCUGGGUGAAUAAUGUCAACAAAGAUGCUUUCCUUCCCCCAGAGCUAGCUGGUGUUAAAGAAGAGCCAGAAGAAGAUGCAGCACCAACAAGUCCAAGUUCCGGUGUGGUAGAUCCAGCUUCCACUGUGAUUAAUAUGUCCCAGGAACACACAAGGAAGUCAGCUGUGUCUCCAGCUAAGCAAAGGAAGAAUCCAUUUAAUAGCUCCAAGUUGCCAGAAGAUCACUUAUCUCAACAAACCAAAAAUGAACAGUCAAAAAAUGGAAGGACUGGUUUAUUUCAGACUUCAAAAGAGGGUGAAUUGUCAGCAUCAGAAGAUAAGUCAUCUGUCCCGGAUAUUUCAAGCCAAAUAUUAGAGAAACCAAAGCCCACUUUUCCAGACCUUCUGAAUGGUUCCCAAACCAAGGCUCCAGUCCCCAAAGCAAGGAAAAUGAUCUAUAAAUCAAAUGAUUUAAAGCAAGAUGAUAACCAGUCUUUUCCUAGACAAAGGACAGACUCCUGGAACACAAAAGGGGCUCGGAGAGGGAUCCUGAAGCGCAGCUCCAGUUCCAGUAGCACAGACUCAGAAACUCUGCGUUUUAUUCAGAACCUUGAACCCAAAAGCAAAAUUGUGUCAUCAGGUCUAACCAUCCAUGAGAGAAUCUCUGAGAAGGAGUAUUCUUUAGGAGAUGACUCCUCUGCAGACACACUGGAACCAUUAAAGCAUGUGAGGUUCUCUGCAGUGAAGGAUGAACUUCCACAGAGUUCUGGGCUAAUCCACCACCGAGAAGUGGGAGAAUUUAAUGUUUUAGAAUCUGACAAGUUGAAGAAUGCAGCGGAAGAUGCAGGGAACACAGAUGGGCUUCAGAAUGAGCUUGAGCCUUCCCGAUACAGAAAGCCUUUACCAUUUUACCAGCCAGCCUCAAGCCCUAGUGCAUCAAAGAAUCAAACACAGCAGCCAACAACUUCUGGUUGUUUUGCAGUCAAUGGGCACUAUUCUCACUCAGAAGUUUUAACUGAAAGACCACAGUCCUUUGAGAAUUCACCCACCAUCAAUGAAUACAAAGCUAAAUCAUCAGAAUUAUCAAGGCUUGAGUCAGAGUUGUCCAAAAGCCCUGCUGAUGAACUGUCUCAUUGUGUUGUGCCUGAGCCACCUCAGGUGCCAGAUCGCAGUACUAGAGACCAUCAGCAAGGUAAGCUUCCCCUUCUCACUGCCCUAAAAGCUAAGACUUCCUCACGCUCUGGUCCAUAUGCCACUGAGAUAAUGAAGACAACUGAUGAUUCCAUAUCUAAAGUCCUAGACUGGUUUAAUCGAAGCUCUCAUUCAGAUGACAAUAAUUCAUCCCUCAAACAUCCCAGCGGAAUAGAGCCCAAAGAAAAAACAGACUUAAAAUCACAAACUGCUGUUGCCUUGGUGACAGAUGACACAAGUCUAAAAGAAAAUGGCUCAAAGGCCCUAUCUUCCACCCAAGUUGAAUUGAAGCCUGUGGGAUCUGAUUCAGCAUUCCAGGUAGAGGGAGAUCUGCUACCUGCUGGAAAUUACCAAGAUGAUGAUAUGAAUAUCAAAUUGAAAUCCAUGAAUUUGUCCCAACAAGGCACCCCGAAGGAAGGCCGGGGCAUAUUGCAACCAUUUGAAAGCUAUGGUACAAGUCAAGGAAGUAAAAAUGUAGACCAUAGCCUAAGUUCAAAAAGCACAGGCGAAGGAACCGGGAUUUCUCCCCCAGCCAGCAACUAUUCGUAUAGUGCUCUCAAAGGAUCCAACACAGAAGACCAAGUUCCAUGCCACAUAACAGAUGUUGGCAUCAUGAAUGAAGAAGAGUCCAAGCUUUGUGUCCAUGGAAAAAAUAGAGGAAAGUCAGAAGUGAAUUUUAACUCUUCAGCAGUUGUCAAAGAACCAAGUUUGAAAGACAACAUGAAAGCAGAGAGAAGGAGCAAAAGAGGAAAUAACAUUCUGAAAGUUUCCAUAGAGGCAGAGAAUAUCAAGUUGCCACCUGGGGCUGCCAAAGGUGAAUCUCCUUGGAAGAAGCCUGAGGUCGAACUACAAGAAGCUAAUGAGCUUCCCAAGAACCAAGUGCAAAGAGAGAAAUACAAAAGAGUGAGUGAUAGAAUAUCCUUUUGGGAAGGAAAAAAAGCUGCUGCCGAGUUAACUUACAAAAAACCCUCAUCUUCAUGCAGCCAGGGAAAACCUGCUAAAGCCUGUCAGCCUGUGAAGUCACUGGGUGGGCUCACCAACAAUUUAUCUACAGGCCAGAGUGAAUAUAAUCAAGUCACUGCCAAACAAGUGGUCCUAGAUGAGGACGAUCAAGCAUCCCGUCUUUCCAGUUUUUAUUCCUCAAACAAACCUAAAGAGACCAGGCUCCCAAAAUCAGGAACAUCCAACAUAAAUGAGCCUAUAAAAAAAUUGCCAGUGGCAGACAGUUUGCAUUCUGGAAGGGACAUUCCUUCACUGGCAUUGCAGCAUCCCUUAAAUGAUGGCGAUGAAAUACAUACUCCUUUGGAGAAUAAUGCCUCUCUAAUUGGUGAAUCAAAACUCAACUUUAAAGUUUUGCCCCUAAAAGAAAGAAUGGAUGAAAAUGACACAGAACAGGUCUAUAAUCACUCUCAGUUUGAAAAUUUGAGAAAAUUUUGGAACUUAGGAGCUGAUUCAGACAAUGAGUCUAAUGUUGAGAAGAAAAGUACCACAAUAAGCGAUAAAAAUUCUGUGCCUUUUAAUAGCCAGAAACACAAGGAAUCCAAUGACAUUAAAUCAUCUAGAAAAAAUACCCAUGAAAUAGAGGUGCUUCUAAGCCAUGAAAAAGUUACGACAAGGGAGGAAAUGGAGACAUUAAAUUCAAAGUGCAUACCCCAGGUGCUACCAGACGAAACCACACUUCCAUGGAGACCACCCAGAACAUCCAUUCAUCAGUUACCAGGAAAUGAGUCAUCAAAGGAAAACAUGGAAAAGAAUACAGAAUGGUUUGUUACUCCAGUAAUCAAGAAAGAAAAAGAUGACUCGGACCAAGAGGUUGAAGAGUCCGUAGUGAAAACCAGUGUUUUGUAUAAAGAUUACAAAGACACUUUUAAUGGCAGCCUACAGAAGCUGCUUGCAGAAGCAUCAUCACCAGCAGUCCAAACUUCUGGUGGAAAAGUUCAUGUAAAACAAGAGCUUGAACCAGGUUUUUCUGAAAGUAGAGCAUGGCCUCAAGAGACAGAUUUGGCUGAUGCUGAGGAAGAAGCCAGACAACCUAAAGAGAUCAUUAGUGAGCACAUAGAUAAAACAGUAGUUCCUCCAAAGGUUGAACGUAACACUUUCACUGCUAGUCUAGACAAACUCCUAAAGGAAGCAUCUGAAAUUCCACUCUCUUCCUUGCAAACCAAGCUGGAACCUGUUACCACCAGAACCAACUCUGCGCCUGAAGAGAGUAGGUUUUUUGAAAAAGUGGUGAAACAGAGUCACAACACUUCAGAAGAGAGAGAGAUAAUAGCCCCUUUUCCAGAGGAGGAAGAGUCUUCAGGAAAUGCAGCUGUCCCCCAAAAAGUUCAGAGUGGUGAGUGCCAGCUAAAUACAGAGAACUUGCUUCAGAUGGCUGCAGAAGCUUCUUAUCUUCACAGAAAGGGUUCCUUUGGUGAUGAGGCCACAUCUCCCCAAGAUACGCCUUUUUCCCAGGAUGCUCAUCUUGCUCCGCAGGAUAGGGCACUGCCUUCUCAAAGGGAAAUUUCAGAAACUGUAGAAAAAGUCCUUCUUCCACCGAAAACUGCAAUGAAUGAUAUAAAUGCUGCAUUACAGAAGCUACUUAGAGAAGCUCAGUUGAAUUAUUCAUCUGGGAGGGAAAUAGUCCCUGGAGAAGUGAAAGUAGAAUUUCCUGAAGGAAUACAGGCAGCAGGUAGACCCCAAAUUUCUCUGGGAGUUAUCACACCAGGAACUACAACCAUAGUUCUAGACAGAAAGGAUUUUUGUUCCUUCAGUUUAGUUCCUGAUAAAACCCACGAAAUUGGAUCUGAUGCGCCAACAGACAGAGUGGCUCAAAUGUCUCCAUCAAAACAGAGCCUUAGCUCAUCUGGUUCCACUGUUGCUCUGUAUAGCAAAGAGCCACCUCAGGAAGUGGCAGAAAUUGUGAGGGAAACAGUUAUUCAACCCAAAUCACAACUCCUCGCGUUCAGUGCUGGCUUAGAAAAACUGCUGGAGGAAGUAAUUGAAAACUCCCGCUCAAAAUAUGAAAGCAAUACAGGGACUCUUUCUGCAUCAAAGUUAAUAGGUAGUACUGAGGAGCCCAGGCGAGCUGCUUCUGAAUUUCAUCCUGAGGAAAUAAAAGAAACAGUAGAAAAAUCUGAGGCUCCAUCAAUAACUGAGAGUGCCUUUGAUAUUGGUUUAGAGAGACUCCUUAAAGAAGUAUCUGAAGCUCCUUAUCAUUUCCAGAUGUCAGUGAAGGAAGAAACUCCUGAGAAGGAGCCCUCACAGUCAGAGAAGGCCAAGUUCUUGGGUACAGUGCCCCAUUUUUACUGGACAGCCUCAGAGGCCUCUGAAACGAAGGUUAAGAGUAGUGUUUUGAAAUCUCAAGUCAACCAGUAUGAUAAAGAGUUGAGAGGAGAUAAAGCCAUGACUGAUUUAUCGGUAGAUCUCUAUGGUCCUGAAAGUGGGGUUGAACGCUUUGGAACCCCACAACAUUAUGUGGACUGUGAAAUAGGGACCAUUGAAACUGUAUACUCCCUAGAGGAAAGAGACAGGGAAAGUGAGGUUACAGGAAGAGAAGGGAAUUUUCAGCAGCAUGGCUUCCAAGAGCCUCCUGAAACCAUUAGUGUGUCCCAAAAUAGGCAACCCAUUUCUCUUCUGAUGAACCGAGAAAGCUCUACAAAAGCAAGUAAAGUUGUGCUGUUUCUGGCAUCACCAUAUAAGAAACAAGACAAAGAAGAAAAAGAUUUCUCUAACUCUGAUUUUUCAGAUGGAAACAUCAGCUCUAAUGCAGAAAGCUGGAGAAAUACCUCCAGUUCAGAAGAAGAAACCAGUCCUGUUUUGAAAACUAUGGAAAGGAGUGAUGCUAGGAAAAUGACUUCCAAAAGUCUAGAAGACAUUUCAUCUGAUUCAUCAAAUCAAGCAAAAGUAGAUAAUCUGCCAGAAGAAUUAGUACGUAGUGCUGAAGAUGAUCAAAAAGCAGAUCAGGAGCCAGAUACAAAUGAAUGCGUACCAGGAAUUUCCACAGUGCCGUCACAACCUGGUAAUCAGUUUUCCCACCCCGACAAACUCAAAAGGAUGAGCAAGUCUGUUCCAGCAUUUCUCCAAGAUGAGAGUGAUGACAGAGAAACAGAUACAGCAUCAGAAAGCAGUUACCAGCUCAGCAGACACAAGAAGAGCCCGAGCUCUUUAACCAAUCUUAGCAGCUCCUCUGGCAUGACGUCCUUGUCUUCUGUGAGUGGCAGUAUGAUGAGUGUUUAUAGUGGAGACUUUGGCAAUCUGGAAGUUAAAGGGAAUAUUCAGUUUGCCAUCGACUAUGUGGACUCAUUGAAGGAGUUGCAUGUUUUUGUGGCGCAGUGUAAGGAUUUAGCAGCAGUGGACGUGAAAAAACAACGUUCAGAUCCAUAUGUAAAGACCUAUUUGUUACCAGACAGAGGCAAAAUGGGCAAGAAGAAAACAGUCGUAGUGAAGAAAACCUUGAAUCCUGUAUAUAACGAGAUUCUGCGGUACAAAAUUGAAAAACAAAUCUUAAAGACACAGAAACUGAACAUAUCUGUUUGGCAUCGGGAUACAUUUAAACGCAAUAGUUUCCUAGGGGAGGUGGAACUUGAUUUGGAAACAUGGGACUGGGACAACAAACAGAAUAAACAGUUGAAGUGGUACCCUCUGAAACGGAAGACAGCACCAGUUGCCAUUGAGGCAGAAAACAGAGGUGAAAUGAAGUUAGCCCUCCAGUAUGUCCCAGAACCAAGCCCUGGUAAAAAGCUUCCUACAACUGGAGAAGUACAUAUCUGGGUGAAGGAAUGUGUUGAUCUGCCACUGCUAAGGGGCAACCAUCUAAAUUCUUUCGUUAAAUGUACCAUCCUUCCAGAUACGAGUAGGAAAAGCCGCCAGAGGACGAGAGCUGUGGGGAAAACCACCAACCCUGUCUUCAACCACACCAUGGUCUAUGAUGGGUUCAGGCCUGAAGAUCUGACUGAAGCCUGUGUUGAGCUUACUGUCUGGGAUCAUUACAAAUUGACCAACCAGUUUUUGGGAGGUCUUCGGAUUGGCUUUGGAACAGGUAAAAGCUAUGGUACGGAAGUAGACUGGAUGGACUCUACUUCAGAGGAAGUUGCUCUCUGGAAGAAGAUGGUAGAUUCCCCCAAUACUUGGAUUGAAGCAACACUGCCCCUCAGGACGCUGCUGAUUGCCGGGAUUUCCAAAUGAGCCCAAAGUCCACUGGCUCCUCCACUGAAAACAUCCAAACAAGUGGAAACUGAUCUUAAAAAUCUAACUAUGUGGACAGAGAUACUCACUCUCUGUCUGUUAAAGAAUAUUACAUAGCAUGUUAAAAUCAACCUGCAUGUGCUUUUUUGGUUACAAGGCCCAAGGAAUUUAAAUAAUGACAAAUUUAAAUGUAACAUACUUGUAAUUCCAACAUUAAAGAUAUAUGUUCCAGUUAAGAAAAUCAAACUGUUUCUGCUGCCAAAAAUAUUAAAUGUAGGGUGUUGUUAACAAGCAAAAUUUUCUAAUUUGUUAUCAUGUGUUUCACACAACAGCCUUGUGCUACAGUGAGAAGGGCCUACCACUUGGUCAAUGAAAACACUUGCAGGAGUUGUAAAUAAGUAGAUUGUGGAAAAGAGUGACAGAAGAUAGUCUUAACGAAAAAAAAAGGCAGAACAUCAGUGAUGAUAAAGAGUUUUGCCUUAAGAAGACUAUUUAUAAUAUCUAUUAAGGUAUUAAAUUCUAUGUUAAGGCUAUGAGACUGAAUUUAUUGCAUGUAUUUCUGCCUUGAAAAACUGCUUUCCCCUUUCCCAUGUGUUUAAGUCUAAAAUGUGCUUUGGUGCCACCUACUGGCCACAGAUGGAAUUCGGUUCUUGGCUUGUUUUGGCUUAAUUCUAUCCUAAAUUAGGUCUCAAGCCUGUAUCUUAUAAUAGAAUAUGUUUAAAAAAACUCAGAUAUUAUUGUUUUUCUUAUAACUUUACUGUAUGAAAGCAGAAUAAGAGUAGUCACAGAUAUGCUUUGCAACAAAGUUUUAAUUAGAAUGUAAAUUGCAAAAUUAGACUGUACUUCCUAUGUAUGUAUAAUUUUCAUAAAAGUAUUUUAUAAGAAC
Messenger RNA from Trichechus manatus latirostris (Florida manatee), 8292 nucleotides. RefSeq names its product synaptotagmin like 2 (gene SYTL2). Gene Ontology annotation, biological process: intracellular protein transport; exocytosis. The coding region runs from base 780 to 7406 and encodes 2208 amino acids. Gene Ontology annotation, cellular component: plasma membrane; exocytic vesicle. The record is from RefSeq and is a predicted model, not a curated record. NCBI's taxonomy places the organism in Eukaryota, Metazoa, Chordata, Mammalia, Sirenia, Trichechidae. The transcript is spliced from 19 exons. Gene Ontology annotation, molecular function: neurexin family protein binding; small GTPase binding.